AUGAAUGGAAUGCCCUGCGAGAGGAUCCCUCCAUGUGCCCCCACUGGUGAUUGUAGAGAAAUGCCAAUGAGUGAAGCGCUUAGAUUCACAAUCACCCAUUUUCACAACCAAGUAAGAGCAACGACAGCAACAACCACACCUGGUGCCUCCAAAAUGAGAGCCCUUAAGUAUAAUAUCGAUUUAGAAACUGUGGCUCAGUGCUGGAUCAACACCUGUACUGUCGAAAAGAGCGUUUGCCUGAUCACACCCCUCUACAACGCCUUUGGACAAAACUUGGGAGCAAUCGAUAUUUUUGAUCGGCCUGAGAUAGAUCCUCUGAAUGAUCCUGCUUCCCUAUGGCAAGAAAUGAUGACCAUUUGGAUUGAUGAGGUGAAUAACAUUAAUGCGGCAAUAAUACAGAAACUACCAUCGCCUGAGGAAACUUAUCGGUAUGAGCACUACACGCAGAUUGUUACUGACUACACUACGCACAUAGGAUGUGCUUGGAGUUCCUCCAACGAAACCAUCCAUUUCGCUUGUUUUUACGGACCACCGGGUGGAAUAAAGGACCAUCCUGUAUAUGAGUUUGGUCCUUUUUGUUCUAAAUGUCCUGAAGGUACUGAGUGUUACAAACCCUUGGGGCUCUGCGCCCAAAUAGAAACUGGGGUUCAACACUGGAAGAUGAAAAUGAGGGGAUUGGAGCCUCUUUCUCGAGGUGUUGGGAUGUCUUCAACUACGAGGAAGGUUAUGAUUUUAUGUUUAGCGUUUUUGGUGUUAUAUGAUUUUAUAGUUAUAGGAUUGGAAAUUAACAUAAGAGUAAUGCAAUAAAUUGUUGAAUACGUGAAA
This is a messenger RNA of Harmonia axyridis, 825 nucleotides long. RefSeq names its product venom allergen 3-like. The transcript has a single exon. The coding region runs from base 1 to 807 and encodes 268 amino acids. The record is from RefSeq and is a predicted model, not a curated record. NCBI's taxonomy places the organism in Eukaryota, Metazoa, Arthropoda, Insecta, Coleoptera, Coccinellidae.